This is a messenger RNA of Mus musculus (house mouse), 1803 nucleotides long. It is a transcript of the gene Reep4, whose product is annotated as receptor accessory protein 4. NCBI's taxonomy places the organism in Eukaryota, Metazoa, Chordata, Mammalia, Rodentia, Muridae. The record is from RefSeq and is a predicted model, not a curated record. Gene Ontology annotation, biological process: nuclear envelope organization; mitotic nuclear membrane reassembly. Bases 482 to 1363 code for a protein of 293 amino acids. The transcript is spliced from 7 exons. Gene Ontology annotation, cellular component: endoplasmic reticulum membrane; endoplasmic reticulum.
AUUGCGCCUGCGCCUGGAGCUUGAGCGCUGGGGUUGGGCAGGAUCUGGUUCCGUGCAACUUUUAAGUGAGUUACAAACUCCGCCCCGAGACCGGUGCAGGUGGUCGGGCGCUCUGCCACCCGGGCGGCAGGUGAGAGCUGAGGUCCGGCCUGCCACCCGGACCCGAGACCAGCAGCGCCGCCCUCGACGGGGGACGAACGGUUCUCCGCGGCAGGAAUUGUGGGACUGAGCCGCCAGGAUUCGGCGAGGCGGAGGGACGCGCCCUCCCGCCUCGAUCACAAGGCGGCUUCCUCUGCUAGGCCCUCGGUCCCCUGGUUCCGGGUUCUCCUGGCUCCCCGCACUGCGGGGUCGAAGUCAGGGGUGGUGAUCUCCGCCUACACCGAGGGAGAGGUGUACUGCAGCACCACUCACCCCCUUGUCCCAGCUCCUGAGUGAGCGUCCCUCCGCUUGUCUCUUGGGGUCAUCCCCCUAGGCUGUCAGGAUGGUGUCCUGGAUGAUCUGUCGCCUGGUAGUGCUCAUAUUUGGCAUGCUGUAUCCUGCGUAUGCUUCCUACAAGGCCGUGAAGAGCAAGAACAUUCGAGAAUAUGUACGGUGGAUGAUGUAUUGGAUUGUCUUUGCGAUCUUCAUGGCAGCAGAAACCUUCACAGACAUCUUCAUUUCCUGGUCCGGCCCAAGGAUUGGCAGGCCAUGGGGUUGGGAAGGGCCUCACCACCACCACCACCACCACCUGGCCUCUGGCUCACACAAACCCCUCCCCUUGCUUACACACAGGUUCCCGUUUUAUUACGAGUUCAAGAUGGCUUUUGUGCUGUGGCUGCUCUCACCUUACACCAAGGGGGCCAGCCUGCUUUACCGAAAGUUUGUCCACCCAUCCCUAUCCCGCCAUGAGAAGGAGAUCGACGCGUGUAUCGUGCAGGCAAAGGAGCGCAGCUAUGAAACCAUGCUCAGUUUUGGGAAGCGGAGCCUCAACAUCGCUGCCUCAGCUGCUGUGCAGGCUGCUACCAAGAGUCAAGGCGCUCUAGCUGGAAGGCUGCGGAGUUUCUCUAUGCAAGACCUGCGCUCUAUCCCUGACACCCCUGUCCCCACCUACCAAGAUCCCCUCUACCUGGAAGACCAGGUACCCCGACGUAGACCCCCUAUUGGAUACCGGCCAGGCGGCCUGCAGGGCAGUGACACAGAGGAUGAGUGUUGGUCAGACAAUGAGAUCGUCCCCCAGCCACCUGUUCGGCCCCGAGAGAAGCCUCUAGGCCGCAGCCAGAGCCUUCGGGUGGUCAAGAGGAAGCCAUUGACUCGAGAGGGCACCUCACGCUCCCUGAAGGUCCGAACCCGGAAAAAGGCCAUGCCCUCAGACAUGGACAGCUAGAGUCUGCAGAUUGAGGCCACCUUACCUCUGGAGCCAGCAGGGGACCUUUCGCUGCUACACCAGCUACCGGGGUUCUGCUCCGUCUGGCUUGUGCCUAAAUGGCACAUGGCGUGGUACCCUGCACAGGGAGACAUUCACUAUACCAAAGCAGCCCAGGCCUGGGGCCUAUUUAUUGCCUUCCUCUGCCUUUUACUUUCUCAGACACGGGACCAGAGCCCCACCAGUCCCUACCGACGAAACCAAAAGUCCAACCAGCUGUGUUCAUUCCUUCUUGUCCUUCAAAAUACUUGACAGCCUUUUCCAAGGCCUGGUGUGUGUGUGUGUGUGUGUGUGUGUGUGUGUUUACGUACACUAGCUGCAUGUUUCGUGUUGGUGAGUGAGGUCAGGCUUAUGAAUAUUUUUAUAUAAAUAAAUACCAAACAGUGUUUGGCCUCUCCUAA